Messenger RNA from Bombus impatiens (common eastern bumble bee), 828 nucleotides. RefSeq lists its product as uncharacterized. The transcript has 2 exons. Lineage: Eukaryota; Metazoa; Arthropoda; Insecta; Hymenoptera; Apidae. The record is from RefSeq and is a predicted model, not a curated record. Bases 1 to 828 code for a protein of 275 amino acids.
AUGAAGCUAUUCAAACUGUGUUCCACCGAAGCUUACAUAUGGUCUGCAAAAGUAUAUUCUGGACGAGAAACCACCGGAAGUAAGCAAGUUAGCAUAGCUGAGAACGUCUGCAUUGAACUUGCAGAUACAUUGCUAAAUGAAGGACGAACUUUGUUCGUCGACAAUUUUUAUACGAGCUAUCAGUUAGUAGUGAAAUUUUUAAAUUUUAGGACGCAUGUCCUUGGAACUGUACGGCACAACAAAGAAUAUAUGUCCAAUUCCGUAAUGUCGUGCCCGUUGAAGAAAGGUGAAAUGAUAGCACGAGAGGAUAAAAACGGUAUUGUGAUUCUCAAAUGCAGAGAUAAACCUUUGGCGGUAACUACAUAUAAUAAUGGAAAAAUUGGUAUCGACAGAAGUGACCAGAUAGUCUCAUAUGCCACUACGAUACGGAAAAGCAUCAAGUGGUAUCAGAAAUUAGCAUUACAUUUACUCGUAGGCAGAACUAUAGUAAAUGCUCAUACUGUGUACCAAAUAGCCACAAACAAAAAAAUACUGAUCAGACAAUUUCGGGAAAUUCUCGUUUACGAAUGGUCCAAUGUGUCCUCAGAAAAUACUGUCUGUGUGUUCGACAAAAUUGUGUUCGACAACCAUCGAAAGAAAACGAAGAAGGUGACCCACCAUUUGGGGAUACGUAAAAAUCAAGAAGGCAAGCAUAUAAGGAUGUGCACCCUAUGUUACAAGAAGAAGAGGCAAACUCUCACGCGAAGAAGCGAGAAAAAACAUAAAAAGAACUACAGUGUAUUGUUCGAAGUGCCCAAAAUCACCCCAAAUGUGUUUGGAAUGUUUUAG